Messenger RNA from Gastrolobium bilobum, 4198 nucleotides. RefSeq lists its product as uncharacterized. Lineage: Eukaryota; Viridiplantae; Streptophyta; Magnoliopsida; Fabales; Fabaceae. Bases 38 to 3991 code for a protein of 1317 amino acids. The transcript is spliced from 8 exons. The record is from RefSeq and is a predicted model, not a curated record.
CUCUUGUUUGUGAAUUUGCUACUCAUUCAUCGUGUUCAUGGCAUUGUCAGCGGAUAAGGAUCAGAAUUUGAAUUCCGACUCUAUAAAUGCUUGCUGUGACCACUGGAAGAAAAAAUACACGAAGGUGCAAGAGUCGCGGAAAGCUCUGCGCCAAGCUGUCAAGGUUCUUGAGCUCAAGAUUAACGAAAUUCAGUCCCACAACAACAAAGCAGGUGGGGGCAAAACAGAAACAGAUGAAACACUGAAAGAAUGUAAUGCUAGGGAGAAUGACCGCUGUAGCAUCAAGUCUGAGAUUACUACACCUAAAAUUCAGCAGGGAUGUGGCAGCGAUGCUCUGGAUGGAAAUGAGAACGAGAACAAGAACAAGAACGUACUGGGUUUUCAUGCUGAUAGGGAAAAAGAAAUUGGUAGAUUGAAGGAGCUUCUGGAGACAGAGAAGAGAAGGGCUGAUUAUGAGGGGAAGAAAGCUGCUGAAGCUUUCAAGUUACUAGAAGCAGAGAAGAAUAAGACUGCUGAAAAGGAGAUGCAGAUUGCCAGAAUUGAAGCUGGAAAGGCUGAGGAAUAUAGGAUUCAGAUUGGUCGAUUGGAGAAACAAGUUAAUGAAGCAAAAAUGAAGUUGGUGUCUGAGAUGUCUACGUUUGAAGAGGCAACCAAAAGGUUUGAAGCUGAAAAGCGCAAGAUAUUAGCAGAAAAAAGAAAUGCUGAGACCGGGAUGGCAAAAGCGAAAGAAAGGUUAGAGGUUGAAAAAAACAAGGCCACUAUGGAAAAAAGGCGUGCAGAUGCAGAGAUGGUUAAAUUAGAGAAGCAGAAGGCUCUUGCUGAAGAUAACUGGAACAAGUUCAUGGAAGAGAAACACCGUGCUGAUCAGAUGUCUCAACAAUUAGAAGAGGAUAAGAGGACAAUCGAGGAUUUGAAGCAGAACAUGCAUGAACUCUCAUCCCUUAGGAAGCCCAUUGAAGUGGCUGCUGAUAUUAGUUUGAAAGCUGAAAGUACUAAAGUGAAGCUUUUGAAAAACCAACUAAAGCUUGAAAAGCUACGAGCAAAGCAUGCCAGGCAAAAAUAUAAGUCAGAAGCAAGCCGUUACAGCAUUUUACACCAUCAAUUAGGCCGUCUAAAGAUUGAUUUCAUUCAACUUCUACAUCGCCUUGAUAUACUGGAUGCAUCUUUUUCACCUUUUGAUGGAAGUAUACAUGACCAAACAAAGUUUGAGAUUAUACCAUACAUGCAGAAUUCAAAUGUCAUGAGACAAUCCUGCAAUUUAAAUUUGUCUCAGAUGCAUAGCCAAAUUGAAAAUGAGUUUCUGGAACCUGGCUGCAGAACAAUGGAUGCAUGUGAUCAGUUGAGGAAAAACAUGCAGUGUACCCCACUUCUUGCUCUAUCUGGGGGAAAUUACUCUGAAACAAUCACAGGUAUUGAUUCUAAAUUGAACCCUCUUGUUAGAGGAUCCAACAGAACAAAGUUACAGAGUUCUGCAGUAAAUUCCAGUACAGAAUCUUUUUCUGAUGGACAGUUAAUGGGCUCACAGGAAAUAUCCGCAUUCCCAGUUACUACUGCAUCAGCAAAAUUAACUCAGGAGAUCUUUGAUGCAGGACAAAGCUUGUGCUACCCAUCUGACAGAUCUGUUACUGUGCAUCAUAGGAAGAGGGAAAAAAUGCAUAAUACACUUGAAGAUAUUGCAAAUUUGUCUUCUGAGAAUCUCUCUGAUUUGCAUGGUUUGUUGUCUAAAAAAGUUGAUAAAUGCUUAGAAGGAGGAAGAGAGAUGCUUCAUAAUCUGAACAAUUCACAGGAAAAGAAUAAGAGGGCCCACAAAAAGAGAAAGAAAUCUCAUAGGGAAAAAAUGGACAUGAUACCUCAGAUUAACAGGGAUGAGAAAAAAGGAAGAGUAGAGGCUAAAGCUGAGGUCUAUGAUGAUGCAAAUGUCUGUAGACACACUUCCUUCCCUCCCUCAUAUACUUUAGAAACCACUCAAGCAUGUGGGGAGAGGAUGUGUGAUGCUGCAAAUAAUUUUGAUUCAAUGUUUAGUUUUGAUAAAGUGGCUGAUGGAAGUUAUAUGAAGUUGUUAGAAUUAGAAAAUGCUGCCGAUGAGAAAUACUAUAGAAGAGCAAUGGAUUUUCCCUUGUCUCCAUCCCUUCCUGAAAUUGAAUUUCAUGAAAUAGUUGAUGCGGAUAAUUUGAUGAAUCCCUUUCUAGAGGAAGCACUCCAAGAAGACAUGUUGAGUUCAAGAACCGACUUGUUUCCUUCACCUCUCUUUGAUGUAAUUAAUGUUGAAAUCAACUCCAAUGAACAAAAAAUUGAUGUUUGUGGCGAUUCUUGUAAUUCACAGAAAAAGCCUACACUGACUAGAAAAACUGAGAUUGUGAAAUUGCCACAUAUGCACACUCCAGAAAAUUCUAGGACUGCUUUUGUGGUGGAGGAUGGAAUUGGAUCUUUACGCAAUCAAGUUCCUAAAUUGUCUAUUGUCUUUUCAAAUACUGAGGACAAAAGUAUUAUAUCUAGGAUACUUAUUGCUACAAAAAAUUGUAUAGCUAGGUGCAAUUUGGCUACUGAAACAGGCUGGGCGGUUAGUAACAUUCUAACCGCACUUAAAAUGGAAGAAAAGCUCUUAAAGAAGGAGAAGGUUUCAGUUUUGUUAACACUGCUGCUGUUCAACUUUACUGUGACUACAACAAUGAUAUUUGGAAAACUUUGGGAUGGGAAUUUAUUGCACUGCUUGAAUUCUUAUUCUGAACAUAUUUGCACAGUUAUGUCCGAUGCAGAGACAAGAAUCCUGUUUUUAGAAAAUUAUUCUUUCCAUGAACUGCUUGGCCUCAUUGGAGAUUUUCUUAUAGAAGGAAAAGUUAUAGCAAACAAUAUUUUACCUGCUGAGACUUUGUCAGAUUGUGAUUUGAGAACCAAUGAUUUUCUGGAUUAUGUUGAUAAAGUAUCUUCUGGUGUAGCUUCAAGUGAACAAUUGGUGGCAGGAAGUAUUAUAUUAGCAUCAUUAUGUGCUGCAACUGAUCAUGUGGGGUUUAUGCGUGAGGCUUCAUAUGAUAUUCUUAGAUUGUGCAAAUGGGAUUCUUUAAUGGUGUUGACUAUGCUUCAUAUUUUUGCUUAUAUGGGUGGAGAGAAGUUUUUCGACAUGCAUAAUUUUGGUUUAAUGGUGACGGUUUUGAAGUCUCUAGUUAUGUUUCUUGAGGGUGGGAGCCAAUCUGUUGCUACUGCUUGUUUUCCUUCAAUAAAUCAGCUGCAUAAUGAAUUUUGUACAACUACUAAAUGCCCAUUUUCGGAAGGUUCUGAAUCCAUUGAUGUAGUUGCUUGCUUGCUCUUAGAAGAGAUAAAAAACUGUUGGCUUCAAGGGGUAAAACGAGUUGAUUUGUCAGAUUCUAGAUUAAUUUCAGACAAUGAUAAUGCUGGACAUUGGUCCAAUCAGGAAGCGGUUCAAUGUGUCAUUAACAAGAAGUAUGAUGCGCCCUUUUGUUUGAAAAAGUUCUUGAUUUCUGCUGCUCAACCAGAUGCCCUUAAGAACGUCACCUUUUGUUACCUUAGUGAUAUCCUGUCAUUGUUGGAACUGGUAGCAAGCAAAAUGAGCUGGUGCUGGACUGAUAUCAAACUUGUUCCUCGGCUGUUGAAAAUGCUUGACACGUGUAUGGAGGAGAACUUUGCUAUUCCUAUCAUUGUUAUUCUUGGUCAACUUGGGAGGAUUGGAGUAAAUGUUGGUGGAUAUGAAGAUCGAGGAGUUGAGAAAUUGAGAUGUAAUUUGUUUGCUUAUUUAUGCCGCACUUCUUCCAUGAAAGCAGGACUUUCUCUUCAAAUUGCUACUGCCACUUCUCUGUUUGGCCUUCUUCAUAUUGAUCCUGAAACCCUUUUUCAUACUAACAUCAGUCUUCCAGCGUAUUCUAAAUCUGUUUCUGACAAUGCUGAAACUUUGAGGAGAUGGUUCUCUGGGCUGGGUACAGAUCAACAGAAAUUGCUAUCUGCUGUUUUAAAACGCACUGAUGUAUGUAGCAAGUAAAAAAUUUCAGUACUUUGACAUUAGUUAAAACAAGAUUCCUGAGCCAAUGAUUCAUUGACAGCGCUCUUAGAAAAAAUUUGUAGAUCGACCGAUUUCCAGAAAUUAGAUGGCGUUGAUUCAACCAGGUUGAGAGCCUUCAAUUUUGCUUGUUCUGGUGUUGUACUUCUGAAGUUUGUAAAUAAUUUUUUUUCCUUCUUGGGCUUUAAU